Molecule: messenger RNA, 4287 nt
Organism: Cloeon dipterum
Lineage: Eukaryota; Metazoa; Arthropoda; Insecta; Ephemeroptera; Baetidae
Gene: Frmd5
Product: FERM domain containing
Exons: 11
Coding region: 375-2243 (622 amino acids)
Cellular component (GO): cytoskeleton
Molecular function (GO): cytoskeletal protein binding
Source: RefSeq, a predicted model, not a curated record
UUAGCCGAGCUUAAGUUGAAUUAGACGCGAUUUCGGUGACACAGAACGCAUUUGAGGCAGCCGAAACCCCAACGCCCUGACGGUGUUAGCCGUUGUCAGUGUCCAGAUACCACGAGUCGGGUUUAUUUUUUGGACGUGUGCGCGUUCCGCGUCCGGACGGUCCGGCGGCCCGAGUGGAACGCGGACCGGACGCGGACCGCAACGACGCCGUCGCCACUGUCGCAGCAGCAGCAGCAGGCGGAGGAGAAGCGAGCGAGACGAGAAGACGGCGGCGGCGACGGCCGAGUGUGUUGCCAGUGCCGGGACGCAGGAGGGGCCUUUGUUUUGACGCUCGGCUGUUGUUUGUGUCCGCUGGCUCAGCUGCAUGUCCCAAAAUGCUCAAGUUCGGUAACAAGGGCGAGGCCAGCAUCACCUACAAGUGCACCGUCCGGCUGCUCGACGACUCCGAGGUGAUCGAGUGCGAUUUUCAGUCGCACCACAAAGGGAAAUACCUGCUCGAGUAUGUGUGCCGGCAGCUGAACCUCAUCGAGAAAGAUUACUUCGCGCUGCGAUAUGUCGACUCCAACAAGCAAAGGCACUGGUUGGAUCCAGCAAAGACAGUCAUCAAGCAGAUCAAAGAGAUGGAUCCGAUUCUGUUCAGCUUCCGCGUCAAAUUCUACCCCCCGGACCCUUUCAAGCUGAAGGAGGAAAUCACCAGGUACCAAUUGUAUCUGCAGUUGCGGCGCGAUCUGCUGCACGGCCGACUCUACUGCUCGGCACCAGAGGCGGCCCUACUCGGUGCCUACAUUAUUCAAGCGGAUUUAGGCGAUUACGAACCAGAGGAGCACGAAGGCAAUUACGUGGCGGAACAAAAGCUGCUGCUCAAGCAGACGAUCAAGAUCGAGGAAGACAUCAUUGAGCUGCAUCAGACGCAAAUGAGGGGCCAGUCCCCUGAGACCGCCGAGACCAACUUUCUGAGAAAAGCCUACCAGUUGGACACUUACGGUAUCGACCCGCACCCUGUCAAGGACCACCGUGGCAAUCCGCUGUACUUGGGAAUCAAUCACAGCGGAAUUAUCACACUGCAGGGCAGCAGGAAAACGAACCACUUCAAGUGGAACGAGGUGCAGAAAAUUAACUACGAGGGAAAAAUGUUCAUCAUUCAUCUCGUCUUCAACGAAGAUCCGAGAAAUAAGAAAAAACAUACUGUUGGCUUCAAGUGUCCCUCGAGUGCAGCAUGCAGACAUGUAUGGCGAUGCGCAGUAGAGCAAAUGCUGUUCUUCACUUUGCAGUCAUCGUCAGAAGCACCAACUGUCGUGUCAGGUGGCGGCCUGUUCUCAUGGGGAACGAAGCUGCGCUACUCAGGUCGCACCGAAAAAGAGAUCCAGGAAGACAUCGGCCCCCUGAGGCGGGAGGAGCCGCCCAUCAAGCGCACUGGCAGCCUCCGCCGCAAGGCCUCCAGCGUACCAGCUACCCCAUCAACCCCCGUUGGCACGGAACUUGGAGAUAUUCGUUAUGGCAGUCUUCCAAGAGCCAACCACUCAGCCCCAGACACAAGACUGGACGGCUCGGGUCUGCUCAGCGGAUCCGACCUGUCGUCUCCGUACAGCCCUGACGGAACUCUGCCCCUGCUCGAAACGGUGGCUGAAGACCAGGAGUUGUCCUCCAAGCCCAGAGACGACGAUCAAGCGGCCACUGAACCCAAGCAUGUUGUGCCUGAGCAUGAACGUUCUGUUCCUUCGAUCACCCCUGCCAUUUUGAUCUCGGCGGAGCCUUGUAACGAGGAGGUUGUUAACAAUCAUGCUAACACCGACGAGGUCAAAAAUGAAACCAAAUCUAACGGAGACGUUGUCGAAAUUGCCAAAGGAGUGGAGGAGGGUGGACAUCCGCCGCUGGGCUACGGCGACUACUACUUCCGCGACUCAUUUGAGAUGAACGCGCCUGAGAUGGAGGUGAAGAGCAGCCGCGGCGCCGGACUGGUGGCCAACCGCGAGGGCCUGGCGCUGCAGCCGCACCAGGGGGUGGUGCCGGCGGGGGAGACCGGCGUCACCUCAGGGGGCCGCCCCUUCAACCUGGUACGCGUGUUUGUGCCGUCGUUCUUGCUUGUGGCGCUCGCGCUGACUCUCGUGCUGGUGCUGGUGCUUGAGACGGACUCGGAGUUCUUCGGAGGUCUGCGCGGCCUCCCCGAGAUCGUCAUCUUGCGCCAGGAGUACUACGAGCCGGCCAAGCAGUACUUCCGCCAGAAGCUGGCCGCCGUCGUUUAAUGGCCGCCAACCGCAAAAUGCAACGAACCAAAAAGCUGUUGGACAACCGAAACUGCUGCUUUUAUUGUCAGUCAACAUCCACGCCAGUGAACCCCUUUUUCAGAGCAUUCCUAGCAUCUUGAGAACUAGCUUGAAAACGCAGUUCAAGUUUUAAACUAUAGAUUUGUGCAUUCCUCAUGCCAGUUAAACUAUGAGAAGGUAAAAAAAUUUCUUUAUUACAAUUUGAUGCUUUAAUAGCUAAUGAGUUGCUUGAUAGACAUUCGCGAUUAGAAAAUUAUUCGUGAUCAUUCCAGUCAGGGCAAAUUGAAUUUAAAAAUGUAAUAGGUUGCAUACAUGUAGAAAUCUUCCACUGAAUCAAAUAAGAAACAUAGCCACGCAGUUCAAUAUUUUGCCAAUUGUGAACCGCAAAUACAUUUGCAAGGAACGACCACUGUAAAAAUUAAACCAGUUUAUCUCAUUUUUCUCCAACGAAAUUACUGCGUUUGGUAUAUUAUCAAAGCUAACGAGGUUUGAUAAUUUUUCAAGUGUGAUGAUUGAAAAUCGCAGUUAUUAAGGAAAAAUCAAAGCGAUUAAUCAAAUCUAUUUAAAUUCGAAAAUUGCCAACCUACUUCUAUCCUGAUCAUGAACAAAAUCGUCUGCACAAUAAUAUUUUUACUAUUUGUACACUCCACUCAAAUUUAAAACAAGACUUUGAAUUGUGACCAUGCGUUGCCAGAAAACGUUAUAAUAUAUUUUGCUCUUUUGGUAUUUUCAACACUUUCUGUUGAGCCAGCGCUUGUUGCAUUUUGUGUGGCGACCAUUAAAAGUGCCUCCUUUCGCCGGGGUGUCAGCUGCUCUUAAUUUUGUCUCCAUCUCGCCAGUUGUGUACAUAACUAUCGUAAGUGCGUGCGCGUUUCUCCUUUGCUCUCUGAGUAUAACAUAAUUUUUUCCCUAUCUAUUUUUCCAUGCGCUAAAAUUCAGACUUUUCGACUAUUUUACGAGGGAGAAACAAAGCACCAGUGAGAGAAAAUUCCGCAUUAUUUUUUAGUUUAUUUUUACCUCUUAACUUAAGCACUCUGAUCACUCGAUUGAUUUGACUUUGGGCAAGCUUUAAUUAGUUUUAAAUAUUUUUACUUUCAACCUUUUGAUAGAUUUUUGUAAAUAAAAACGAGGAUCGGUUGCACGAAAAUACACAAUAUUGUAGAUUUUCACCAAGAGGCUGGUACGGUUGUUGAAGGCCAAAAAUUGUAUUCGAGCUCAGCCAGUGACAUUUCUUGUACGAACAUUCCGCUUUAUUUAUUGCUAUCAAGUACCUGAAACGGGAAAUAAUAUUUUUAAAGCUUGUGAAAUUGUUUCGGCCCAGUUUUCAUCCUCAGCAUCACUAGAUUCUAGUCUUCAUCUUAUUACCCAUCCAAAUUUCUAUUGUAAAAUUGUAUCUUCUGUUUCAAUAAUUUUUAUCUUUUGUUUGUUUAUUUUGUGAGUUUAGCGCUGUGACUGGUUUUGGAAAAGUUGAAUUUAUAUUCUAAUAAUUUUGUUUUUCAAUGUGUUGCCUGUGUGAGUUGUGUGUAAACAAAAUCACCAUAAACGUGUAUGGACUAUGGAGCCUGUCUUUUGCGAUUUGCUGAAUUAUUUUGACUGGAGCUCUCGGAAAACGCAUUCGAAUCAAAUCUCUUGAUGGACCAGAAACGAUGUAUCAAAAGUCAGGGGCUCUUCCCCCGCUGGAAAUACUCUUUUCAAAUUCUCUUUUGGUAGCCAGAGCUUAUUAUAGCAGCAGCAAUAUGAGAUUUGUAGGUUAAAUGAAAAUAUAUGAAAAGAAUGCGCGCAAUAACGAUUGGUUUUUACGUGCAUUUCCUAUGGAAUACAUAAUUAAAUGCAUUUUUGAUUGAUUUUCUCUCCUACCACCUUAUAAUUAAGAAAAUGGCGUUGUCAAUUAAAAUCCAUCUUUUAGCAAUACAGGCCAAAUGUACGAAUUAGGAAAGUCUUGUUUGAAAGAAGAGGUGCUUUUUAAAAGAUGUGAGAGAACAUGACAUCACUGGAAAUAAAAUUAACAAACUUUUACAGCUUA